AUCACCAUGGUGUUCCCAUGGGGACCCCACGGGAGUAUUUUUCCCCAAUCAACCAUCAUAUCCCUAUGGGAUUAGUAGGAGCAUUCAUUUCCCUUUUGCCCUCACCAUGGAAAUCCGUGGAGGCCCAAUGAGGGAACCUGGAGGAUCCAAAAGAAUACCCCUUUCCACCCCCUCAAUAAUUGCAUGGAAAAAAAUCCCAACCAUGGUAUCUCAUGACAAUAUAUUAUGUGGUUCCAAUGGGGGUGUAAUCUCACUAUUUUAAAACCAUGUGUCAUGUACCAAGAAUCGGAUUUGAAAUCCCUGUGGAGGAUGGGGUGCAUGUACAUGUACAUACAUGUUACAUCAUGCUUUAACUGGAAUGUAGAAAUACUUUGGUUAACAUGUCAUUAUACAUGUACAAUGUAUUAACUUUGAUUAUAAAAAGAAGCCUUUCCAAGACCAACUGAAUUUGUUUAUUCAAGAAAAUCAUCCUUUUAUUUACAAAUUAAAAACAUGAAUAUAAUGUGCAUUUAUUAUUUGAUUAGUUAAACGAAAUGAACUGAGUUGAAUAGUUUCAUUAAUUUUGUAGAAAAAUACAAUAAAUUUUAUUUCCAAUUGUUAAGCAAUUGGUUAAAGGCAGUGGAUACUGGUCAUGGUUUUGACAUCACUUUGGGCCUAUAACUUUAAGUGCCCCUCAUAGCAGUCUGUAUUUCCAUGUUCAGAUAGCAAUUUACGACUUAAAGGUGCAGACAUGAAAAAAAUCAUAUGAUAAUGUCACAAGAGCUGUUUUGGGCUCGCUACGAAACAGCUAAUGACAAAUUUCCAGUAGGCCUAUGCAUUGUAUUCAAAAAUGUUUAUGUAGACAAAACUCUGGAGUUGUAUGAAAAACAUUGUAAAAAGGCGGUACAAUUUCACGGAAGAAUUUAAUCACUCUCAAUUGUAUUUGGAAACAUGCAAAUGAAAGAAUCAGGGAAAAUUCUUUUUUUCUCAAUGAAAAUACACUUAUUUGUUAUAGCAGUAGCUUUACACGCUCCAAGAACUUCACUAACACAUCUUACAACCUAAAAUGUGAGGGGCUGAAGAACCAGUUUGUCUGUCAGUUAUGAUGCUUCUAUGGUCAUACAAUACUACAGGGUUAUAAAUAAUAAAACAAGUGCCCUCAAUUAUACAAAUUCUAGUAAUUAUAUCAAAGGAGCCAUCAUUAAACACUACAGCAGAAGAAUUUCUUUUUCUCACUCGAGUGUAUGCUUUUGUAUGAAGUAGUUUGUUGUGUACAAUGGCACGAUCAUGGAAGGCAACAUUAUCAGGAACAGGGUCAUUAAGUAGCCUUUCUAAGGCAAGCCUUUCUUCGAUCGUUGUUUGACAAAAUUUAGCACAACCAGAACGGUUACAUCAUCAUUAACAUGGAAUGCAUAUUUUGUAGACAACAAGCCACUUAAUAAAGAUUUACAGUACGUCUCUACUUGGGGAGAUUUAUUAUACACAAAUGAUGUCAUAAGUUUUGGAAUGUACUUCCAUAAUGUGAAGUUGUUGAUAAUUUGCAAAGGCACACCCUGAGUUCCAUGAAACAUCUUAAGAAGAUUGCCAUUAUAAGAUUCAAAGGCAAAUGUUGAAUUGGGCCAUAAAGGACCCCAAUUAUGAACAGUAUCAACAGAAUGAAGUAGUUGGUGAACAUUGUAUGUCAUGUGCUUUUUGCCAUACAGCUCCUCUACGAGAAACACAUAUUUCUUUAACAUAAUUUCUGCAUUAAUUAAAUCAUUUAGUGAAAUAGACUCUGAUAAAAGUGUCAUGACAUGACAUGUUGUUUACUAUAGUUUCCUAAAGAUGUGUGAAGUUUGCGGUUGUGCGCCUUGAGUUCUAGACUAGCCACUUCUACACACGAGUUCGUAAAGUUUUCAACGUUAGAGUUUACUCUCCAGAUUCCCGUAUUUUUCUCAAGUUUAUGCCGUUAUAAGAUACGGAACUUCAGCAAAUGUCGGUAGGUGAUGAUCCAUCACAACCGCUUAUUACAAUUACGGACGAGGAAGAUAUCUACAGAACGAGUGCACAAAUCAAGGUCGAGUAUGACGAGGUUUUUCAGGAACCAGCAGUCUUUGCGAAAUGCUCGAUCAAAAAGAUUAGCCGGCUGAUAUAUACGUGGACACAGAUCAUUGUCUACAUCAUCUUCAGCAUCCUUUUCGGGAUCUUACUCUCCUUUAUAUGGGGUAUCAUCUUCGCUCUGCUCAACUUCUUCUCAGUGUUCAUCAUGCAGCCCACUGCAAAGGCCCUCUUCGUAAUCUUACGCACCAGCGCCAUGAUGGUGAGAGCCACAGUGCGGUCUUACUUGGAUCCGGUCUACGAGUCGUUCGGUAUGUGUUUCUCCCGCAUCAAGGGGAAGGUCACGCUGACUGGGGGAAUCUUACCCACUACGAUUGGGCGAGCUGCCAUCAAAGAAAUGUAAAACCUAUUUGUUUUGGUCCGCGUCCAAAUCAACGGGUUUUUGGCUUUAUUUAGCUAUUUUGUCUCAGGAACGACAUAAACUACGCGUUAAAUUUUGUAGUGCAACUGUGUUUUUAGUUUUGCACAAUGUGUGUGAUGCUUUUAUUGUAAUAGACAUUUAGUGUUAAAUUUUUUUACGCUAGACAGGGUGAAUACUUUUGGAAAUUAUUCCACAAAUUAUUGAUCAAAAUAUUAGUUGGUAAAGAGCACUGGAGUACUCGUGAUAAAAUAUUUAAAUCAAUUCCCUUUGAAAAGUAAUUUAUUAUUAAUCCAACAAACUUGAACCCGAGAAAGGUUCCAGAGAUAAAGCCUUUUUCGUGCAUCUGAAAGCAAAUUUUCUUGCAACUUCGAUGACCUCUAUAAGUUUCGCUCAGAUUUUCACAGGUUUGUUAUCGUAUGCAUAAUAUUUAUGUGAGAUACACCAAGUGAGGAUACUGGUAUUCAUACAAAAUACCAAAAGUAUACACUGCAUUUAAAACGUUUGUAUUGUAAAUACAUAAUUGUAAAAUAGGAAUGGGGUGGGGCGAGCGGGGGGGGGGGCGCCCCUUACAACGAGGCUGCGCCAAUGUCACGUACAGUGUUAUUAAUGUACGCAUUGAGCCAUGUAUCUUCCAACAAUGACAGUUACCUAUUACGAACUAAUAGAAUAUGCACAAAAUAUAAAUUUACGGGUUGCCUCACAGGUUUUAUGCAGUUCAUAAUCUACUUAAAUUUUAUAAGCAGCUAAAUGAAAUUGGACCCUGGCUGUCAACGUUUUCGGUGUUCUGUUUUAUUUCAUCAUUGACCCUAAUUCAUACUUAUGAUGUGAUUAGUCACCAGUGUGCAUUGGCUUCUAUUUUAUUUUGAGUUAUGUAUAUGUAUUGAAAAAGUAAUAAGUCAACGUAAGUGAGUUUUUUUUGUAAAUAUCUUGCAUAUUAAUUAAUUUCAAAAAUUAAUAGACCUGAAAUACCACAUGUUCAACCCGUGAAUAUUGAUAGACUAGACUGCAAUUCCACGUGUUAUGUUGUUAUGUAAAAAGAUUUUUUUUUCCCCGCCAACCUUUUGAAUAUGAGAAGGUACAGUAUAUCGCGAUAACGUUUCUCAGAUUGUGUAUUGGAAUUAUGAUCUUGGAUUAUGGACAAAACCGCUCCAGAUUUUUAGUAAUAUCUCGAAAACGAGACCACAUUUUUGAAACAAAAAUGUCACAUGUAAGUUUAAUUGUAUAUAGGCCCAUCUACAUUGAUAAAGGAUUAAAACAAUCGAAGGAUUCCAAAAACAAAAGGUAUAGUCCUUCUCCCCCCCCCCUUUAAAACACAAGACAAUCACAAUGCAGCUACAGUUAUACACACAUUCUCUUCCGCGUGGUUCGUUUUGAACAUGUACCAAGAGGUUUGAAUUUAUUUAUUUUUUACUCAAAAACGUAAAAACCACUUUGAGAAACAUGGAAUUUUACAAUCGUCUUAUCUUUGAAGUGUGUAGUCUUAAAUUUAAUGUAGGAUCAUAGAUUGCUUUUUGUCAAUGUAAUAAUGAUAGGCCAAACUAUCCAGAGCUUUGACAAACAACACAA
This is a messenger RNA of Asterias rubens (European starfish), 4003 nucleotides long. RefSeq names its product caveolin-1-like. The record is from RefSeq and is a predicted model, not a curated record. NCBI's taxonomy places the organism in Eukaryota, Metazoa, Echinodermata, Asteroidea, Forcipulatida, Asteriidae. Gene Ontology annotation, biological process: caveola assembly. Gene Ontology annotation, molecular function: molecular adaptor activity. The transcript is spliced from 4 exons. Bases 1952 to 2419 code for a protein of 155 amino acids. Gene Ontology annotation, cellular component: caveola.